GCCGACGUGGCGCUGGCGCGGGCGGGCAUCAAACAGGGACGAGAUCCCCAGAAAGUUUGCGGAGCGGCGGCGGGGCCGCACCGAGGGAUGCGCUCCGCUCUCUCUGGCGCCCCCGACCAAGUCGGGUCGCCUGGCACUGCCGAACCCGGCUAGCCAUGGAACUUCAUUCUCCUGUCCUUCUGCUGUGUGCCUCUGUCUCCUUGCUGGGAGGACUGACUUUUGGCUAUGAGCUGGCCAUCAUCUCUGGGGCAUUGCUGCAGUUGCAAUUAGACUUUGGGCUCAGUUGUUUUGAGCAGGAAAUCCUGGUGGGUACUCUGCUCCUGGGGGCUCUCCUAGCCUCCUUAGUUGGAGGGUUCUUCAUCGACCGGUAUGGGAGGAAGAAAGCCAUCUUAUUUAGCAACGCUAUGCUGCUUGCUGGCAGCCUGAGCCUGAGUCUGGCAGAUUCACUGUCAUGGCUGACCAUAGGCCGAGGCACAGCAGGCUUUGCCAUCUCCCUGUCCUCCAUGGCCUGCUGCAUCUAUGUCUCAGAAGUGGUGGGACCUCGGCAUCGGGGAGUGCUGGUGUCCCUCUAUGAAGUGGGCAUCACCGUGGGUAUCCUGUUCUCCUAUGCUCUCAACUAUGUGCUUGCUGACACAGUACAGGGCUGGCGGCACAUGUUUGGCUGGGCAGCUGCCCCAGCCCUCAUGCAGUCUCUCAGUCUCAUGUUCCUCCCACCAAGUGUGGUUCCACAGUGCAAGUCUGAAUCAGAGACCCAUAAGGGCCUCAUUCCCCUCCGAGGCCUUGAGGAAGCGGAAGAAGCCACAGCUUGUCCUAACAGGAAGAAACAGUACUCUUUCUUCAGCCUAUUUCGGGCCAAGGCUAACAUGCGGGGCCGGACAGUGGUGGGCCUCGGGCUUGUGCUCUUCCAGCAGCUUACUGGCCAGCCCAAUGUGCUCUGCUAUGCAUCUACCAUAUUCCACUCUGUGGGUUUUCAAGGGGGCUCUUCAGCCACCCUGGCUUCCGUGGGACUUGGAGGGGUGAAAGUGGCUGCUACCCUAGUGGCCGUGGGACUGGUGGAUCGUGCUGGGAGGAGGGUGCUGCUGAUGGCUGGCUGUACUAUCAUGGCCAUCUCGGUCAGUGGCAUUGGGUUAGUUGGUUUUACUGUGUCCAUGGACCCCACCCAGGGCUGCCACAUGCCUGCUGGGUCACUCAACACAACCUCUGCCUCCAGCCUUCCUGCCUUCCAGGUUGACCCCAGCCUGCCUCCUCUCCAAGGGGCCAAUGGGAAACAAGAAAACUUGGGCUAUGCCGACGCAAGAUUGGCUUCCCUAGAGAUGGAUGUGUCUGAUCUCAAAGCCAGAGGGACAGUUGCUGAUUCUUCAAGGGCUCAGGGAACUGUUCCUCCAACUCAUGACUCACUGGUCCAUGGCACCAGUGACCUGGUUACUGACUCCUCGACCAGCAAGCACAGGGUCUUAAACUGGAUCGCCUUACUCUGCAUGAUGGCAUUUGUGAGUGCCUUUUCUUUUGGAUUUGGACCAAUCACCUGGCUGGUUCUCAGUGAGAUCUAUCCAGCUGAAAUCCGAGGACGAGCUUUUGCUUUCUGCAAUAGUUUUAACUGGGCUGCCAACCUGCUUAUCAGCCUCUCCUUCCUGGAUCUGAUUGGAGCAAUCGGCUUAUCCUGGACCUUCCUGCUAUAUGGACUCAUGGCUGUGACUGGCCUGGGUUUCAUUUAUUUAUUUGUUCCUGAAACCAGAGGCCAGUCCCUGGCAGAGAUAGACAAACAAUUCCAGAGAAGACGGUUCUCUCCUGGGAAACUGAUCAGCGGCCACCUGGGCCAAGGACCCAGCUCAGCCUGGGCUCAAUACAGCCUGGUAGCUACAUCUACUGGCUCCUGAGAUACUCCACCUUCAUGGAAGGAAGGACACAGAUCUGAGGUCUCUAGCGGUUGGGCUCAAUGUAAUCACUGAACAUUUUCAUCUUUCCCUGAUAAGAAAUCACUGGGUCCCACGAUGGAGGGGACUCAACUUCAGGGUCACCUCCGGGCCCACAUGUGAUAGGAACAAAAUUGUGACUGGUUAUUUUUUCUCCCUAUCCCAGAUUCUCUCUCUUCUCAAGAAUGAUCAGGAAAUCCCAAACCUUUGGUCUCAGCUUCCGACAGGUGGCAGGGAACCUGACUCAACUGAUGUGCUCUACCUUAGUUUCUCCUUUUAGGCUUCUAUAAUAGAGUGCUUAGCAUGUGAAAUGUAAUAAUUAAAAUCACAGUUUAUAGAAUAUUUCAGUUUUCAAAACUCUUUACUAUCUCUCUCACUUAUUAUCCUGUCAGCUAGUUUGUUUGUUUCUUUCUUUCUUUCUGGCAGGGCAAUGAGGGUUAAGUGACUUGCCCAGGGUCACACAGCUAGUGUCAAGUGUCUGAGGUUGGAUUUGAACUCAGGUCCUCCUGAAGCCUGAAGCCAGUGCUUCAUCUACUGCACCACCUAGCUUCCCUGUCAGAUAGUUUCUUGAAGAAUCUUCCUUUGAAAACAAAGUAGCGCCAAUUUGAUAUGGUUUGAAUAUUGAAUUGGGAAGGUGUCAGGAACACCUGAGUUCAAAUCCUGCCUCAGAUACUUACUAGCUGUGUAACCUUUAGUAAAAUCAUAUCUGUAAAAUGGGGAUAAUAAUAGCACUGACCUAGGGUUAUGAUAAAAUGAGAUAAUAUAUGAAAAGUACUGUACAAAUACUAGUUAUCACCACCAUUAUUAUAAUACCAUUGUAUUAUUACACUUCAGGACACAAGUUUCAUUCCCAACAGAGCUCCUAGCUAGUUGUGUCACUUUAGACAAACAAAUCACCAUUUCUGAGCCUCAGUUUUCUCAUCUGUACAAUGAAAGAGUUGGACUAAAUAAUAUCCAAGGUCUCUUAUGGCUCUACAUUCUAUAAUAAUAUGAAAUUCUUUGUCUUCUUUUCCUAUCUUUUGGUUGUUUUUCUUUUUUUUUAAUUUUAAAUAACGAGUAAAGCUGGUAUUUGCCAUGAUGUGAGUGGUUUAGACUCUAAAGCAUUCUGAGAAUUCACUGGAGACUGAGCAGUCAGGGAAGGCCUCAUGACCAGGGGGAGGGGGAGGGUUAAGCUGAGCCUGGGAGGCUGGGUCUGCAGUACUCAAUUUGGAUGCUCUUUAGCUUCAAGCUGCCAGUGGAAAGAGUGUGACUCUGGACUCAAAGGAUCUGGGUGCUAGAAAGUCCUGCCUCCGUGUGACCUUGGGAAAAUUACUCAUCCUCCCUGGGCCUCAGUUUCUUCAUCCAUAAAGUGAGGAGGUUAGAUGAGAUGUGCCUCCCUUAUUAGAUUGUGAGCUCCCUGGGGGCAGGAACUGUCUUUUGUCUCUCUUUGCAUCCCCAGGACGCAGCACAAUACUUGACACACAGUAGGCACUUAAAUGCUUAUUGACUUACUGGCUUAAAGGAGCAUUAAUGAAAACCCCAAAGGGCCAUUGGGAGCUGAGAGCAGCAGGCCCCUUUAUUUGGAACAUUGAAGGGAAGGCCAAGGGGCUUAGCUGAAGAUACCCAAAGGACCAUAGAAAAGGAGGCGAGGGAAACCAAGGAAGGGCACCAAGGCAGCAUCUCAUCUGCUCCCCAGUGCACACACACUAAAGCCAGUAGCAGCACCUCCAGAGCUGAACGAGGAAGGGAUACAGGCAAGGAUGUCAUCAAACAGCCUGCAUCUCAAUGGUCUCUAGGCCGUGGCAAGAGGAAGGAGCCCAUGUUGGCCUAGCAGAGGGCGACUCCCAAGACAUGGUGCAAACAAGCUCUUGAUAGUUGGUGGACAUCUUCAUUCCAUAUGUCAAAGUGGCAGAGGGAGAGAAAAUGCAGGAGAAUGUGUGUUUUAUGAGGUGGGUGACACUGGAACUGUCGUGCUGAGGACACCUCAAAGGUCACAGGCAAAGGGGCGCCAAUUACCUAGGGUGCUAGAAGUUUUCAACCUGAAAGGUACCAGAAACAGACGAUUCCGGAGGGUCCCAAAGUGGGCAAGUCAGUGUAGAGAAACCCUGUCAGCUAGAGAAAGAUCAGGUCCCCCAAACCAGAGAUUCUUCAGGUCUACCACCGGGGGUCACUGUGAUUUAGCCAUUAGGUUCUGAAUUCUCAAGGAUGACAGCCAAGACUGAGGAAAGUGCGUAGAUAUGGAGAGUCAGGAAUAAAAAGGCAGACAUAUCUAGGCAUGGAAAGUUUACACUGGAACAAACAACAGAGAAAUCAGUGUCACUGUGUGGUCUGAGCAAAGUCAGAACAGGCGUGUAUACAGAUAGAGCAUGAUGGAAGUCACUUCCUGGAACAGUUGGGGUUCUGAUCUCUCUCACCUAUGAAUUCUCCCUGUCAGAUGUCCAGUUUCAUAGGAUGUCAACCUGAGAGAGACUUUGGGAAGCACAAUGCCUAAACCUCUUCUUUUAUACGUGAGGUGACUGAAACCCAAGAGGUUAAGUGGCUUAUCCAGGGUAACUGUCAUAGCUAGUAAGUAGCAGAGCUAGCACUGGAACCCAGGUCCUCUGGCUCCAAAUAGCCCCUUGUCCUUAGAUUAUUUUGAGCCCAUGCACCAUUAUUUGGCAUUAGGUGGAGGACAGGCUUAAAGCAAUUUACCCCUAGUGGACUAGACUCAUUCCCAGAACACACAGCCACCCAGAAGAGUGUCUGGUUGCCUAGGGAAGGCUUUAAACCCUGGUUAGAGUCAAAUGGUAAUGUUCAGGGGACACUGGGAGAUAAAGUGAAUUGAAGCUACACUGUGCCCUUGAAUGCUGGGUCAAGCUUAGUCUUUAAGCAAACUGUUUAAUCUUUUUUGUUUGUUUGUUUUUUGUUUUGGUGAGACAAUUGGGGUUAAGUGACUUGCCCAGGGUCACACAGCUAGUAAGUGUUAAGUGUCUGAGGCCAGAUUUGAACUCAGGUCUUUCUGACUCCAGGGCCAGUGCUCUAUCCACUGCACCACCUAGCUGCCUCCAAACCACUUAAUUUUAUUGGGCCUCAGUUUCAUCCCCAGGGAAAAUGAGGGGGUUUUCAGCUCCUCUCAGCUCUGUGUCCUAUGAUUCUGUAAUACUAUUAUUUAAUUCUGCAGGAUUGGGGAGCAAUGGAAGGUUCCAAAACAGGAGAGUUACUGGGUUUUUCCUUAGCCUUUCAACUUUAGAGUCAUAGAAUGAACAGGACUUUAUAAUGAAGAGGAAGAGUGGACUGGAAAUCACCUAACUUUACAAAGAAGGUUAAGGGACCCUAAACCUUUUCUCACUACAGUAAGCACAGACACUGAUGCCCAAUAAAUACUAAGAAAGAGUGUAGUCGAAAGGAUAUUCCAAAAAGUCAAGAGAACUGAGGUCAUGCCCAACUGCCACUAACUUGCUGUGUGACCAUGGGCAAAUUAUUUCCCCUCCCUGGCCUCAGUUUCCUUCUCUGUCAAAUGUGGGGGGUUGAACUAGAUAACUGCUAAAGUUUCUAGCUAUAACAAUCUAUGAAUCUACUAACCUGCUUAUUAAACUAAUUAAAAAUUUACAUGGUAAUUUUGUUGUAUAUUUGAAAGGAAUAGCAAGUUGUGCAUGGUAGAUUUGCAGUUUCAUGUGCAAUCAUCUUUUAUAUUGUACUAUGUUAUAUGUAUAUAUAUGUAUGUAUG
Molecule: messenger RNA, 5598 nt
Organism: Dromiciops gliroides (monito del monte)
Lineage: Eukaryota; Metazoa; Chordata; Mammalia; Microbiotheria; Microbiotheriidae
Gene: SLC2A10
Product: solute carrier family 2 member 10
Exons: 5
Coding region: 156-1877 (573 amino acids)
Biological process (GO): transmembrane transport
Cellular component (GO): membrane
Molecular function (GO): transmembrane transporter activity
Source: RefSeq, a predicted model, not a curated record